This is a messenger RNA of Nymphaea colorata (pocket water lily), 1677 nucleotides long. RefSeq names its product pentatricopeptide repeat-containing protein At5g59600-like. The record is from RefSeq and is a predicted model, not a curated record. Gene Ontology annotation, biological process: RNA modification. The coding region runs from base 1 to 1677 and encodes 558 amino acids. Gene Ontology annotation, molecular function: protein binding; RNA binding. The transcript has a single exon. NCBI's taxonomy places the organism in Eukaryota, Viridiplantae, Streptophyta, Magnoliopsida, Nymphaeales, Nymphaeaceae.
AUGCGCCAUGGCGGAAGGCUUUCUGUAGGAUCGCCGCUUGGGCUCAGGCGUUGCACAGAUUAUCUUUCAUUUCAAUUGGAGGAGUGCACGAGAUCGAAGGCUCUUCGCCAAGGGAAACAGAUCCAUGCCCAAAUACUCACGACGCGACUUACCACGGAUGUUGGAGUUCUGGCUUCCAAGCUUGUGGGAAUGUACGCUUGUUGUGGUUGUGUUCAGCACGCAGAGCUCGUCUUCGAGCGGAUAAGAAGUCCAAGUGUCUUCGCUUGGAAUUGGAUGAUAUUGGGCUGUGCGUUCCAUGGGGAGUGCAGGGAUGCGCUUGGGUGGUUUUCCAUGAUGCAGAAGGCUGAUGUAUUCCCAAAUAAGUACACAUUCCCUUCAGUUCUGAAGGCCGUAAUUGGCGUCAUGGAUGUUGAGAAAGGCAAACAACUCCAUUGUAGCAUCAUGACUAGAGGUUUUGAGUGUAUAGUGUCUGUAGCAAAUGCGUUGGUUGACAUGUAUGCUAAAUGUAGGGACCUCUACUCUGCACGUCGAGUAUUUGAUGAAAUGCCUCAAAGAGAUGUCGCCACUUGGACCAUCAUUGUCUGUGGGUAUGCCCAAGCCGGCCUGCUUCAUGAAUCAGGGCAACUGUUUGAUAGGAUGAAAAGGGAAGGAGCGGAGCCUAACGAGUUCACAUGGAAUGCUAUGGUUGCUGCUCAUGCUGAGAAUGGUGACUGUGGAGAAGCACUUGACUUCUUCAACCGUAUGAAGAAGGAAGGUGUUGCGCCGGAUGUGGUUACAUGGAACGCCAUGAUUGUUGGUUUCAACAGGAAUGGAAUGGGAGCUCUGGCACUGAAACUGCUGCGCGAAAUGGUGUCCUUGGGAUUGAAACUGAAUGCUAUCACGGCUGCAAGUGUGCUUCCUGCAUGUGGAGCCAUGGGGAUGUUGUGCAGUGGCAAGCAGCUUCAUUGCGUCAUAUACAGGCAAGGGUUGGAUAGGAACAUCCAUGUAGGCACAGCACUCAUUGACAUGUAUGCGAAAUGUGGACGACUUUCCGAGGCACGGAAAGUGUUUGAUCAACUGCCCGCAAAAACUGUUGCUUGCUGGAACGCCAUGAUCGGGUGCUACGGCAAGCAUGGCAGGGUAGAGGAUUCAUUGAUGUUGUUUGAACAGAUGUUGAAAGCGGGGUUAGAGCCAAGCCAGGUGACAUUUACUAAUCUCCUUUCUUCCUGCAGCCAUUGUGGGUUGGUUGAUGAAGGACUGAAAGUAUUCAGGCUUAUGAGAGAUAAUUGUGAUAUCGAAAUCAACCCGGAGCAUUAUGCUUGCAUCGUCGACCUCUUAUGCCGGGCUGGGAAGCUCACUGAGGCAUGCGAGCUGGUCAUGAGUAUGCCUAUGCAAGUUACUGAGUCUGUUAUGGGUGCAUUCCUGGGAGGUUGCAGGAUUCAUGGAAGAAAUGACUUGGCAGAGAAGUUGGUGAAGGAAGUGGUGGGGGAGAUGGGGACUGGCAAGGCUGCUGCAGGCUUUGUGACCAUGUCUAAUAUGCAUGCAGCUGCUGGCAAGUGGGAGGAGGUAGAGGAUGUGAGGAAAGUCAUGAAGGAAAAGGGAAUUCGCAAGAAGCCUGGUUGCAGCUGGGUAGAGACAGCGAGUCUUGGGCAAGCUGGUUUCGGGGAUCCAUUUAGGAUCCUGGAAGGUUUUACUUAA